This is a messenger RNA of Cantharellus anzutake, 2016 nucleotides long. RefSeq lists its product as uncharacterized. The coding region runs from base 1 to 2016 and encodes 671 amino acids. The transcript is spliced from 8 exons. NCBI's taxonomy places the organism in Eukaryota, Fungi, Basidiomycota, Agaricomycetes, Cantharellales, Hydnaceae. The record is from RefSeq and is a predicted model, not a curated record.
AUGGGGUACAUUGACGGCGGGAUUUUUUUUUCCCUUUGUCUGUCUCUUGUUUCUUCCCCCCCCUCUCUUCUAUCUUUUCAUCCCCUGGUUCUCGUUCUGAAAAACUACAGACUCGACACAUUCGCACGCAUACGGGGGAAAAACCACAUGCGUGGGUGCCGGUGCCGGUGCGAGUGGAGUGGGAGUUUGAGUGUGGAGGUGGUCCGAGUGGGUUCGGGUGCGGAUGGGGAAGGGAUAAGUGUCGUGUCUGGAGGGAGGCGCAAAGGGAGGCGGGGGAGGAGAGGUGCUGACAGUACGAGUGAUGAUGAGCGCUAUUGGGAUUUUCGAUUCUUGCCUACUCCAACUGGGACGCCCUCUCAGUCUCGGCGUGUUUCGCCCGAACCACCCCAUCAGUCUCACGCCGCACAUAAUGGCAGUUUCUCCUCAUCCAAGCGUUCCGGUCCGGCGGCGACACGCUCAAGGUCAAAAGGUAGGGGAAAAGGAGGGGUUGUGAUGCAGUCGAAUCUGACGGCAGGGAUCUCGCCUUCGCGCUCCCAACAUCUACGCACGGGGUCGGGUGCUGUUGCUGGUCUUGCGCCCACACAUCCACAAGGUGACCUUUCCGCACUGUCGCUCCUGGCUGCUUCGGAGCUUCUUGAGCUAGAGCGAACCGAAGCUGCAAGGAGAGCGGAGUACGAAUCAAAGCAUCGUGAUUUACUCGCUGCCGUUGCAAGCGUUGGAGGACACAUGCCUCCUACUUCGCGCCAUCUUCAUCCUCACCCUCUUUCUCAUCCUCCCCAUCACUCACAUCCACCCCCUCACGCCGCUUCUCAAUUCAGUUCUGGAUCUUCGACGCCCAUGACGCUUGAAGGGUGUACGAUUGGAUCUAAUGGGUUCGUGGCACCUGGUCCGCCCCCUGCAUGUCAUCACGACGACUGUCACAAAAGUUAUAGAAGUGCGCUUAAAGCAUCGAGUCGGCUUGGCGUUGCUGCUGCUGCGCGGGGCAACACAGUUGGGUUAAGUAGUAGUCUAGAAGAAGGAUCGAAGGGGGCGUUCUUGGGGAGACCUCAGUUUGCUGGACAUUUGUCUGAUGAAGGGCGUUCUGGGACGAUGGCAGGACAGCCGCAUCCACCUUCUCCUCAUUCGGCGACAGAGUCGGAUUUAUCUUUGGCGGCUUACAAUAAUAAUAGUCGACAUCUUACGCAAGGUGGACAGGGCCAGUCUUCCUCGUGGCGCUCCCCGUCGUUGUCGUCUUCGCAAGCCCAUCCAUCAUCGACGAAAUCGUCGACUGUUUUGCCUUCGAUUCCUAUUGCCACGCCGCUUACUUCGCAGCCUUCAACACCGUUUUGGACUCCGAACGCUAGCCCUGUGCUUGGACCCUUCAAGGGGCUGCACAUUAUGGAUUGGAGCAGUCGUGCUGGGAGUAGAGCAGGGAGUCCGGGGCCGUUUUUGCCUCCUGUUGCAGGCACUAACAGUGUAGGUCCGACUGGAGGAGGCUAUGGGGAGGCGUUGAAAGGGACGGCGUCCAGCGAGAGUACCGUCCGAGACGAAGUUCAUGUCAAGUCGGAGGAUGCAGAGAUGGAUGUGGACGAUAGUUAUAAACAGGUUCAUCAAGAGGCACCUCGACGUGGGUAUCGCGUCGCAGAUAUUCUCAAUGGGCCUUCGAGUCCGUCGUUGCCGAUGUAUGGUGAUCCAGCCGACCGACAUCACCCACGGGCGAAAGGGGUCCCCACUAUCAUCAUCACCAUCAUGUCUAUCGUCAUCCUCACCCUCAACAUCACGGCGGAUCGAGACGUACGAACGGUCAAUCGCCGCCUCAUAAUAGAGGCCAUUUUGCGAUUCUGCAUUCGCCGAGUCAUAGCCAUCUCGCUCACUCGCGAUGGAAGUGCUAGCGUACGGGAUGAAGAGCUCGAGUUACCCCCAUUGAGAUUGCCGCUUGGUGAUGCGUCUGCCUCUGGACCUACGGCUAUCCCCGUCCACCCUGCAGCUCCGGAACGGAAACCUGGGUCAAGGCUUGAUUUGGCAAGGAUAGCGUAG